This is a messenger RNA of Hansenula anomala, 846 nucleotides long. Its product is annotated as class I SAM-dependent methyltransferase. NCBI's taxonomy places the organism in Eukaryota, Fungi, Ascomycota, Saccharomycetes, Phaffomycetales, Wickerhamomycetaceae. The record is from RefSeq and is a predicted model, not a curated record. The transcript has a single exon. Bases 1 to 846 code for a protein of 281 amino acids. Gene Ontology annotation, molecular function: S-adenosylmethionine-dependent methyltransferase activity.
AUGGCAACAUACGCUGAGAAAGACUUUGACUCAAAAAACUACGUUGUCAAUAGGCCUGGAUAUCCAAAGGAACUAUUUGACGCUAUUUUUGAAUACCAUCAAGGACCCAAAGUUUUGGCUUUAGAUGUUGGAUCUGGACCUGGAACUGCCUCCUUUCCAUUGUUGGACUAUGUUGACAAAGUUUUAGCUACUGAUCCAUCUUCGGUGAUGAUUCAACCUGGUGUUGAGUCAAUUACCCCAGAAUUGAAAGAUCGUAUAGAGUUCAAAGUGGCACCAGCUGAAGAUUUGAGCAAUGUUUUACCAGAAGAUAACAAAGUUGACAUAAUUAUUAGUGCUGAAGCUUUACAUUGGGUGAAACACGCUCAAUUUUUCAAGGAAGCUUCCCGUGUUUUGAGAACAGGUGGUACAUUAGCAUACUGGGGUUAUGUUGAGCCAAGAUUCAUUGAUUUCCCAAAGGCUAAUGAAAUCUAUGAAAAAUAUGUUUAUGAGGACCCAAGAUACAUGGGUCCUAAGUGGGUUCAGCCAGGGAAGAACUUUUUAAGAUACUUUUUCAAUGAUGUUCACAUUCCCACAGAUCAAUUUGAAGCAAUUGAAAAGCACGACUACUAUCCAGGUAUAACAGAAAAACACACAGCAUACUAUCAUGGCGAUCACAACUAUACAAUGGCAAAGUUCCUUGAUUAUUUACAAAGCUGGAGUGCUUACCAUACAUGGCAAAAGGAAAAUCCAGGUCAAGAUAUUGCAGUUCUUUUCGUGAACGAAUUGAAAGAAACGUUUGGCUGGACAGAUGACACCGAGCUCAGAGUUGAAUGGGGUACUGUAUAUGUUUUAGCUAGAAAGUCCUGA